ACAACCUCAGAAUGACCAGAACCUGCUCAGCAUUCCCAACUCAGAACUGUCUGAUCAAGAACUGUGCGCCAGCUACUCACCAUAACAGCCAAUCUAGCCAGGAAGAGUCGACUUAUCAUGGCCAAGCCAGUGUACCGAGGGGCAGAACUGUGGCAGAUUGCUCUGCUCAUGUUGACACUGGUGUCUCAUUCUGAGGGAUCUACAAUCAUUGAAGUUGACAACGGAGGAAAAUGGGGUGGCUGGCAAGAUGUUAAGAUGUGUCCUCCAGACUUCUAUGCUAAUGGUUUCAGCCUAAGGGUGGAGAGGUCCCAAGGACGCGGUGAUGACACAGCCCUCAAUGGAAUCCGACUGUUCUGCAAACACAUAACUUAUCCGAUCGAAGAUAUAGUGGUGGAAUCUCCAGGACAUUGGGGGGAUUGGACUUCAAAGCAAGCUUGUGCAUCUGGCUAUCUGGACUCCUUCCAACUACGUGUGGAGGGCAGUCAGGGCAAGGGAGACGACACAGCCGCCAACAACAUCAACGCCCACUGCAGCAAUGGAGAUAUUCUCCAGGGUGAGGGCACAAGCUGGGGGGGCUGGGGCAGCUGGAGCUCAAGAUGCCCAAACGGGAUAUGUGGUCUCCAAGUCAAAGUGGAGGGGCCACAAGGAAGGGGUGAUGACACCGCCCUCAAUGAUGUUCGGAUGAUCUGUUGCUAGCAAGGCUAGACUUCCUUACAACGAUAUUACAACAGACUCCAUCUCCCCUCACUCGAUUUAAGUGUGAUUUACUAGUUAUGGAAACUGCACCAUAAAUUUCUUAGCUGACGUUAACAGAUGUCAUGUACAACUUUUUUUUCCGUAUUCCUUUUCACAAUGAGGUUAUUUUAGAGAAAUAAUUGUAAAUUGCAUUUAGUAA
Sardina pilchardus (European sardine) is the source of this 895-nucleotide messenger RNA. Its product is annotated as vitelline membrane outer layer protein 1-like. The transcript is spliced from 4 exons. The record is from RefSeq and is a predicted model, not a curated record. Bases 118 to 696 code for a protein of 192 amino acids. NCBI's taxonomy places the organism in Eukaryota, Metazoa, Chordata, Actinopteri, Clupeiformes, Clupeidae.